Malus domestica (apple) is the source of this 952-nucleotide messenger RNA. NCBI's taxonomy places the organism in Eukaryota, Viridiplantae, Streptophyta, Magnoliopsida, Rosales, Rosaceae. The record is from RefSeq and is a predicted model, not a curated record.
AUCAUCGUGCGUUUUGCUUCAAUCGUCUCUGUCACACUCAACCUCUCUUAUAACCCUUUCUCUUUCACUCUCUUUCAGACUCUGCAUCUCUCUCAACCCUCACCAUCUUCCCCUUCUCCGUAAAACCCAGAGGCCGAGAGGCCUGAGUCCACAUCACAACUCGCCACUCCUGCGGCCUCAAUAUCAGCAAGGAUGAAGGGACCGUCAGCGCCGCGGCCUGAGUUCAAGCCAAGUUCGGUCUGCUUGGCGAAGAUGGUUCAGAAUUUCAUCGAAGAAAGCAACGAGAAGCAACCUCCGCCGAAAUGUGGACGGAACCGCUGCAAUUGCUUUCACGGCAACAGCAAUGACAGCUCCGACGACGAGUUCGAUAUAUUCGGUGGAGGUUUCGGUGAUUCAAUCUCCUCCGGUUCGUUCGGUGGCGACGCCUCAGAUAUUCUUAAGAGUCUGAUUCCAUGCGUGAGCGUCUCGGAGAGAAACCUCCUGGCUGAUACGGCGAGGAUCGUCGAAGCAAACAAGAAUCUCAAACAAAAAGACGAUUUGAGGAAGAUGGUCACCGACGAACUGCAAUCCCUCGGCUAUGAUUCCUCCACCUGCAAAUGCAAAUAGGAGAAAUCGUCAUUUUCCCUGCCGGUAAUUAAUAAUCCCAUACCACACGUUCUCAGCAUCCAAACGGAUUCAAGAAAAAAAAAUUCAACGUAAAAACAAAAUUAAAUUUGGUUGUGGCUUUUGGAUUUAUGUGUUGGUGAUGUCAUCCGUUUUGGCCUGUGAGUAUCUUCUUAUCUUAACUCUCACUCUGCAGUCGAAUUAGAGUAAUGGCGUUGUUAGUGGUUUAUCGGGCACAUUCGGUGUUUGUAGAGUAAGGGAAAACGUUGUUUCUUCGAGAUGUUUUGAUAUUGAAAAAGUAAACACAAACCGAGGAGAUUAACUACAUGAAAGUACAUUAUUUGACUAA